GCAAUCGAGAGAUGGGAUCCAUCAUACAUGGGUACCUGAAGCUCAGGAGCUCAUUUUUGGCGACGGGAGAGCUGGGAUCAUGGGCGAGGCCAUGACGUAGAAUUUGGGUUCAAAAUAACGCUUGUGUUCUACUCAGUGUAUGCGUCUCAUGCACCACGUGGGAGAGAGGGAUGGUGCGGCAGCGAUGAAUAUUUUCUUUGCCCUCGUUGUAGUAGGAGGAGGUUUUGUCAUGUUCGCGAUCAGGAGCAAGUCGUUCUACCUCCUCAAAAAGCAGCUCGUAGAUUUCGAAGAGAGUGUGAACGCUCAGCUAAACGCUCAGCACGCCCAGCUUAACGCUCAGCACGCUCAGAUAAACGCCCGACUUGAGACGGUGGCAACGGGCUGAUCACUCAGAAAAUGGGAGCUUUUGUCGGUUAGAUCACGGGUGAUGAGGGUGUUUAGCCGACUGGUAGCUUUUGAACCGAUAUUGUGACGGUUCAACCAUAGAUGAAGCGUUUUUUGUCUGUUGUGAGGGUCAACAAGCUUGUGGAUUUAACUAGACAGAGGCAAAAGCUGCGGAAGUUGGGCUAGGCGCCGACCUAGAGACAUGCACCGAACC
This is a messenger RNA of Ectocarpus siliculosus, 598 nucleotides long. NCBI's taxonomy places the organism in Eukaryota, Phaeophyceae, Ectocarpales, Ectocarpaceae. The record is from the annotation of a GenBank genome assembly.